AUGGAGAAAAUCAUCUACGACUUCUACUCUGAUCUCUUCGACAGCCAUGUCCACGUGCCUCCUCACCAUCUGAGGGAAGAUAAACAUGUCAUUCCAGAGGUUCUCCCGUCCGAAAUACGACAUGCUAUCAUGUCGGUAAGAAAUCGUACCGCACACGGUCCCGACAGAAUAAGAUCAGAACACCUGAAGAACCUUCCGCCAGUACUCAACAACACCCUGGCGAGGCUCUUUACACGUUACCUGUCUGAAUGCAAGGUUCCUAAACAGUGGGAGACCAGCGAGACCGUGUUGCUGUAUAAAAGGGAGAUCCACAUGACAUUGGCAACUAUCGCCCAAUCUGCUUACUGUCCGUCAUCUACAAGCUCUUUACAAAAGUGA
This is a messenger RNA of Necator americanus (New World hookworm), 378 nucleotides long. RefSeq lists its product as uncharacterized. The coding region runs from base 1 to 378 and encodes 125 amino acids. Lineage: Eukaryota; Metazoa; Nematoda; Chromadorea; Rhabditida; Ancylostomatidae. The transcript has a single exon. The record is from RefSeq and is a predicted model, not a curated record.